AUGCAGUACAUGCUGCAACAGCAACAAAGUCAACAAAGGACAGAUUCAGCAAUUCAAAAUUUGGAAAGGCAGAUUGGGCAAUUAGCUUCCAGCCUUAAUCAAAUGCAAGCUCAAGGGUCUAAUCAAUUGCCUUCACAAACAACUCUUAAUCCUAAAGGGAAUGUUAGUGCAUUGACUUUAAGAAGUAGAAGAAGAGUUUCAGAGUUUUUAAGUGAAGAGACUGCUGUUGGAAAAUUUCCAGAAAUCCAGCAACAAAGUUCCAGCAGUGAAGAAAUUCAGAAACCCAAGAAUGUGCCAAUUUCGAGUUUAAUUCCAAUUUCCAUUGAUCCAUUGAAUUUGGAGGAUGCACAAGGAAGUAGGAAUUAUUUGCCAAAUUCCAGCAAAUCUGGAAAUUCAAGAUAUCAUAAUUUGGUUCAGAAAGAUUCAGAGCCAAGCAUCCCAUUGCCUUUUCCUCAACAAAAAAUUCAACCAAGGAAGAAUGAUCUCUGUGUGCACAAGAAGAAGUUGAAGGGGAAUGAGUUGAUUAGUAUGGGUAAGAACAUAUCUGCACUUCUUCAGCCAGUACCUCAGAAAUGUGAAGAUCCUGGAAUGUUUACAGUCCCUUGCAAGAUUAGGAGUAGUCUUUUUAAGGAUGCUAUGUUAGAUCUGGGAGCUUCAAUUAAUGUGAUGCCAAGAUCAGUUUUUCAGACUUUAGGAAUUGGACCAUUACAGCCUACAGGGGUUGUGAUUCAGUUGGCAGACCGCAGUCAAACUCAUCCAGCUGGGGUUAUUGAAGAUGUAUUGGUUAAGGUGAGAGAACUUAUCUUUCCUGCAGAUUUUUAUAUCCUUGAUAUGGAGGGAGACUACCUGGCCAGUAGAUCUCCACUCAUUCUAGGACGACCAUUUUUGAAGAUUGCAAGGACCAAGAUUGAUGUUCAUGCGGGCACACUUUCCAUGGAGAUAGGAGAUACAGCGGUCCAAUUCAUAAUUGAUUCAGAUUCAGAUUCUGCAGAGGUUGGUCAAGGUGAUAUUUUAUUUACGGAUGUGGAGGAUAUUUCAGCUUUGGGAGUGGAUGAUAGGACUUGUGGAUUAUAUCCGAGUGAGAGAGAUAAUUUAUUCGUAGGGGAUUGCUUAGGAGAAGCUCUAUCCCUAGGAUCGCAUAGAGGAGAAGAAUUAUGCGUAAGGGAUUGCUUAGGAGAAGCUCUACCCCUAGGAUCGCCUUCUGUUGACCAGACACAGUAUGAGUUGAAGCCAUUACCUCAGCACUUAAAGUAUGCUUACUUGGAAGAGAAUCAGCAGCUGCCUGUCAUUAUAGCCCAGAAUUUAGAACCAGAACAAGAAAGCAGAUUUUUGGAGAUUUUAAGGCAGCACAGGAGAGCUAUUGGAUGGACUUUAGCAGAUAUUCCUGGUAUCAACCCUUCUAUUUGCAUGCACAGGAUUUAUUUGGAGGAGGAUGUGAAACCAGUGAGACAGCCUCAGAGGAGACUUAACCCACUGAUCCUUGAUGUAGUCAAGAAAGAGAUUUGCAUCGAUCCAGAGGACCAAGAGAAGACUACCUUCACUUGCCCUUUCGGACACAUAGUCUCUAGGAGAGGUAUUGAGGUAGAUCCUGCUAAAGUUAGUGCCAUAUUUUCUUUAUCUUACCCCGCAUACGUGCGGGAUAUUCGAGCUUUUCUUGGCCAUGCAGGAUUCUGCAAGAGAUUUAUUAGGGACUUCAGUAAGAUUGCUCUUCCAUUGUCUCAGCUUCUUCAGAAAGAUGUGGCGUUUCAGUUUGAUUAG
Molecule: messenger RNA, 1758 nt
Organism: Zingiber officinale
Lineage: Eukaryota; Viridiplantae; Streptophyta; Magnoliopsida; Zingiberales; Zingiberaceae
Exons: 6
Coding region: 1-1758 (585 amino acids)
Source: RefSeq, a predicted model, not a curated record